AACAAGACAACUUCUACUUCUGAUGAUCGACUUUUACUUUUUCACUUUUAUUCAAUAUAAUGUUUUUCCAUCACAUGUUUACUCGUUCGACCACUUUCAUACUAUUCAUGAGGUAUUAUAAGUAAGUAAGAACGAGAGAAGUCACGAGAUGGUUUGCUUCGGCUUUUUUGGUGGCAAAAGCCGAAGAAAUGCCGGGAAUCCGCUUGUGGAGCAGGCACAAGCCGCGCACUUGGCCAGGCUCAACGACAUGCAACAUAAGCAGGACGCGGAACACUCAGCUCUAUACGCAACGGUGGCGCUUUUCUCGGAGCUUUUUUCACUGGAGCCAGAGAGCUUGCCAGGAGGAAAGAACUCGAAGGCGUACUUGUUUUUUGGAGGAGAUCAGGACGCAGCACCUGAUGUGCUAGAUUUGUAGUAAUUCAUCUUCAAGCUGCUAGCUUUCAAUCACCUAGUACUCCUUGAUUCUAGUCAUGAAGAUUUGCAUUUGUGAAUUAUACGUUUUUCUUUCGGAUACCGAUCGAUCAUGAUUUUCUGUUUCAUCUGACCUCUAGGUCUUCUUCAUCCGCCUCUUCCUCCUUGAUCUCGCUUUCCGAACUUGAUCAAGAGCAAAUUAGACAACUGGAGACUCUGCGAAGGCGGAUGAACCAGAGCCGCAAUGCGGGUGGUCAGAUCGCGCUCUUAGCACCAGAAAGUCCGCUUCGGCGGUUCGUCUGCGACUCCUUGUUGAGGAAACACUCCUUUGGCCAUUUAGUAGACCUCUUCGCACAAGCGGCUGAGGACAACACUCUUCCAGACUUCUGCCAGGAUAUCACGCCAAAGGACUUGGUGAUCGGGCUUUUUUUAGGUUCAUUACCAGACGACUUGGGCCAUUUUAUCACGUUGUUGUGCCAAGCAAAUAGCAUCGUGCCUCUCUGCUGGCCAGUAGGGAGUGGCAGCAAGCAGAAGUUGACACAGAAUGUGCUGCUGUCGCAAACGAAGCAGAAGCAGCUGAUGGAGAUAGGCGGGUCAGGAGGAGGCGGACCAAUCUUUGGCGGCACGUGCGUGAAUUGGGACACAUUUUUGUAUCUACGAACAGCCGUAAAAUCGAAAUCUAGUGGUCUCCAGAUGGUCCAGAGCGAGGCCGCUGCACCGGCUACAGUCAGCAACCAUCGCGGAGAGAAGAUCGAGACAUCGAGUAAAGCAUCUUAUGGCUGGUGUCUGGAUAAUUCCUUAGAGUUGGAGCUAAGUAGAUGAAGAAGAUUCCUCACGAAAACAAUCAACGUCUGUCUGAGUUGGUGCUCGUUUCAUGUACAUGCUUAACAUGAUCGGACGAAGCUAAUGUUGGUGUUGUGUGAUACGGCAUUGCCGCAAAAGUAAGUCAGUAAUUAUUUUCUUUUCGACGAUAACAACCCUAAAACUUCUACCUCUAACCCUCCUCAUCUUCAGCCAGCAAAGCGCCGAAAUUACUAGUAUGGCACGGCACUGCGCUUGGGAAGACGCAUUUACUACAGCAGGCAGAGAUGACCAACGCGAGUCUGAUUAGUCAAACUGCUUCUCAUGGGGGCCUUUUAGUGUCCGCGGAUGAUCUAGGAAAGGCUGCUCUGGUGCACAAGGGGUCUAUCGAUCUCUCAGCGUGCAGUAGUCUGUUGCCAGGCCAAAGCGAGCUGUGGAUUGCGGAUGUCCACGUGCAUGCAGACAUGACGCGUCACUACGAAUCUGCCGCAUCUUUAGUUUCCGAGUACAAAGCGUUGUUGUCGCAAGCGCCUAGCCCGAGUGACGCAACGAAUGCAGCUGGCGGUCCUGCUGGUCCUACAGAGCAGCAAUUGCAAGAAGCACGGAUGAUGCGCAAACAGAAAAUGCAGGAAUUUCGAGCACUGGCGACCCAAGCGAAUCGAGGAGUAGUGCAGUCUGAAGACUUUAAUGCUGUGGUAUCGACCCUAGUUAGCCAUGGGGCUUUGUGUCUGCACGUAGACGCAGACGAUUUUGACCCAGAAAGCGGUGAGAUUUUGGCGCCUUUGAUUUUAUGAUGAGGUCGUUUUAUCUAAGCAUUCGAUUUUGUUUUGACUCUUGUUGAAAAAAGGUGGAACGAUGCUUGAAGACAAUAGUAACUGCAGAAGUAUCCAGAUGAAGACGAAGACAUUUUUUAUUCUAGCACCCUGUCUGAGCCCCGCCCCUUUAUUUGACGAUUCUAAUCCCCACCUCUCUCCUGCCCAAAGCGGCAGUUGUAGUCUGGCGCGAUUUUGAAGAGCAAGCUCACGCUGGUCUGGUCGAAAAAGUUCUUUCUAGGAAUGCGAAGGUGCUCAAGAAGCUCGCGAGCACUGUAGUUUCCACGACCGGUCCUUCUUCUUCCUCAAGCAGUAAAGGAUCUCCAUCAGACAAGGAUAAAGAACCAGCGACUUUGAUCCUGUUGGAAAACAUGGGCUCUUUCCGGUCACAAGCACGUGCAAACGCGGUAGUGAAACAGUUCCGAGUAGAGCUGGCGGCAGCGUUGUCCCAGCGAAAGACGUGGCCUGAUUUGCCGAGCCAUCUAGACCUGCAGGCGUCCUUUGAGGCAAACCAGCAAAGCUACGAAUUGAGCUUGCGGAAAGAGAUGCUAGACGCAACGCGGAAAUUGAAGCUGAACUUCGGAAUGCAGAAGAUCUGUGAGAAAAUGCGUGCAGCGGAAGAACAAGAGAGGCAUCUGCCGUGGCAGAACAACAACGAACUAGAUGAGCAUAUUCAACUAGCUUUAGAACUGGCGGAUCGCACGGAAAGCUUGCAGAAGAACCGGGAAACCUAUUUUGGCAGGGGCUUAGACGAGAUGACCCUCUUUUUCCUAGACAAAUUGCUCCUUUCAGCAGACAUGAAACGUUUGGAGAAUCGUUCUUUGCCAGUGCAAAGGGCUUUGAUGCAGAAGAGUCAAGUGGAUAGGAUAAAAACGUUCGCUGGCAAGUUAGAAUUCCUUUAUUCGAAGGACGACUUCGCAGGAAUGGAGUCGUUUUGGAACGAGAUUCAAACCUUUUACCAAUGUGCAGUCGACAUUAGCAAUGCGGGUGGAAGGACGACGGCAGGGGUGGUGAAAGAAGGAGCUUUGUGGUAUUGAUGAAAGUGGUUGGUGUUUCAGUCAGUUCUACAUCCAAGAAUUCACGACUUGGAUAUAUGGCUUUUGCAAGGAGCUAAGUAAUUGUAAUUCAGUUUUUGCUCGAGACAAGCAGUAGCUGAAUACAAUAUACCAAUGUUCUUGAGAAUCUCACUCUUCACAUUCACUCAUCAGGAAGCAGCUCGAAAAAGCUCGUUCCUCCUACACUUCUCUUAUCGCACGGCGCGGCGCACCCAUGCAACUUUUAGCUGGUAAUCCUCUGGCGAUCUCGAGUCAGGCUUUCCUAGCACAGGUCCUCCGGGAUUUAGAUAUGGAGGAGCUUGCGUCACCAUCAUCACAGAGAAAGCUACGCGUCAUCUCGGUGAUCGGCGCGCAAUCGUCAGCGAAGAGUACCCUGAUGAACUUCCUUUUCGGCUCUGAGUUUGCAGUGUCAGCAGGAAGAUGUACCUGCGGACUCUACGCGAGUGUGUUUUUCACACAGAAAUUCGCAAUCCUGGUUUUGGAUUCAGAGGGGUUGCUAGGUGUCAGCGAUAGCAGUCGAGGAGAUAUUUUUGAUGGGCAAAUGACUUUGAUGUGCCUCAACUGCUCUCACGUGGUGCUGAUAAAUCACAAGGGAGAAUUGUCGAGGUACUUGUUAAUAAUUCAUAAUCUUUUACUAGUAACUAGUUGUAGUGCUCCUUCUAUUUGGUUAAAAAUGGGAAUCUUGACGUUAGCAUCCGAAUGUUUAAAAAGUGUGUAGGAUUUUUAAGUACAACGACCAUGUCGUCCCCAGCAGCAACUCACAACUAAACACGAAUACCAGGCAACUCCAAGACCUGAUCGAGAUCUGCCUCUUCGCUAUGAGGCAUUUGAAGAUCAACAAGAAUAAGCCCAAAAUCGGUUUCGUCCUGAGAGAUCAGCAAGAUAGGAGUGUCGAAGUGCAUCGACAGAUGCUACAGACGAUGAAGAGCCAUCUCCACGAGUCAGCUGGAAAAUUGGGGAUAUCGUUGUUAUGGUCGUACUGUGAAAAAUAAUAGGACUCAUGAUCUACUGAGAAUUCAAAAGGGAAGAUUCCCGUUGCGAGAGGAGCCAGAAGUGGUCUAUAUUACACCUAUUUCACGCUACCUUCAGCUUUUUUACCUUUAUUACCAACAACUAGCACGCACUACCUCUAACAGGCGAAGACCUGAUCCGAAUAGACGACACCGCCGUGUACCUGCUUCCGAGUGCGUACGUGACUGUCAGAAAGCACAGUUGCGAAGUUCAGUGGACUCCAGAAUUGUUCAGUCAGGAAAUUUUAGCUCUACGAGCUCAAAUUACGGCGACAAGAAAUCUCCCAUUUAUUUCAGAAGCAUCUUAAUAGCCCCGUUUUCAAAGGGAAAACGGGCAUCAAGAUGAAUCCGAAGAUGGAUUUCUCUUAGUUCUAAUCGAAUCUUCAACAUGUUCGAUAGCGAGGACAUGGAAAAUGUGUGGGAUAACCUGGAGAGCUGGUAAGAACCUCCGAUUACAAAUACAACUCAGAAGAUGAUUUCAGGUGGAAUCUCUCAGUCUUCUAGAAGUAAAGACUUCAUCUUCUGUAGGAGUUAUGCAAAGUGUAGUUACAAUUUCAAAUGAAUAUCAACAAAGGUGUGCAACAUGCUCGAACAACAUGAUUGAAGCAACAACAUGGAUCCUCUCUCCUACUUCACUCCCAAGGUACGCCCACACCUGUCAUGUAUGGGACACCCUUGUACGGUUCGGGGCCAAUUUGCUUCACUACAAGACGAUUCAGGAGAUAGAGGCUAGAAAAGACCUGUAUGAACUCGCUAAACAAACAACACAGCAGAUCAUGGAGCAGGACCAGGAUGGUUUUAGGGCGCAGUGUCACGGAACGACGCAGAUGUUUAUCAAGAGGUACUCGUUGCUACGAUGUUGUUGUACUAGAAGUAUCAGAAUUGGAUCACGGUGUGUUGUACCAAUGACUAUGUUGGUCGAUUUCAUUUUUCUUAUGAAAGUAGCUUUUUCGUAUCAAACGUCAUACUUCUAAAGGAGGUAAUCGUCACGGUCACUACUUCUGAAGCAGGUUAUUUCACUGCAUGACGUGGCCAACACCUUCCUUCCCCUUCUACUUCAUAAAUUCUUGCCUCCACGUACUACUUCAACAUCCGCAACAGGCUCCAGGCUUCCGGUUCCGACGAUUCACUUCAAACAGACAUGAUCGAUCUAGAGUUCAACCGAUCUCUCACUAGUCUGCGUGAUGACUACGUCCAGAGAAGUAUGGUUUUGUUUAACCAAAAGGCGAACCAAGACCCUAGGUUUCUUAAGACUUGUGGAACUCCAUUUCCAUUUUGAGAAGCAUGAUCUGGAGCCUGCCGCGUGUAAUAAGGGGCAAACGGCUCCAGGAAGAUGACUUUCAAGAUGGAUUUCGGGAAGGUCUAACUUUCAUGAGACGAUGAAGGAAGAAGCCAGGAAAAAACUAGGAACACCCAUGGACUGGGUCUUCGAAAAUUACCUGUACUUUUUUUUUUGCAUUUGCAAUGGCUAGUUCUUGUUUUUAGCACCAUUUGGUUGAAAUAAGAAGGAUAAUUUGGAGGUGGUCGAUACUAGUUCAUCCCAGUCGUGCUUACAGCAUCUGCUUCUUGUUACCUGCUCCACUACAUCCUGACUAUGAUCACCUUCUCCUGUCCACCUUUUUCCAACAACAACAAGGUACACCUGGAAGCUCUCUCUGAAGAAAAAGACGGAUGAACAGGCCAUGCACAAGAUGUGGACGCAUUUUACGAAUGUUUUAAACCAGUAUUUGUCCGAUUCGUCGCACCAAGCCACGUUGUCCGAAACGAAAGCCCGAGCUUUGUUCGCCAGUGAAUGUUAUGGCUGGCUCUCGUGAAAACCUGGCUCUCUCCAUCUUCCUUUGCUAUUUGUAUUAAAUUGGUCACUCGCAUUUGUGCCAGAAAAUGAAUUACGAAAAACAAAAACUCACCUCCUCUUCUAACACACGGACGCUUAUGAGGAGGCUUUCCAGGACCGAUUAGCCAAGAUUGCGAAAUCCCAGGAAACCAUCCAGUACGAGCUUAUCAUCCAAUUCAACAACGUGGUCAGCAAGCUGAUGCACGAAGGGGGACCAUUCUCGUUGCUGCAGGAGCAGGGACCUCAGUAAUGAUUCUUGUGAUUUAAGUACUUAUGUGCUGGUGUUCGAUUGGACACAGACACAAAGAAUGCAAUUAACCUCCUCCCAUAAAACGACGAUAGUGUUUUCCCCCUUAUUUUCGCCUAGAGGUGUGCCGCAAAUCUUGAGUGGCGUUCACUUUUUUUUUAGGUGAAGGUUUAGGUCCCGCGACGCUCAAAGCACCAAGUAAAACAGCCUGUUAGUUUUCACCUCCCCAAAUCUAGGCUUAUCACGUGCAACAACUUACGUGGUCUUCGAUUGGACACAGGAGACACAAUAAAGUCAGUUGAAAUGUAGAUGUUCCAACUCUCUUUUCCCUCAAAACGCCACUAGAUACCUCUGGCGCAAGCAGACGCUUUUAGGAGAGCGAGAUGACGAGUGGGAGAAGAAGUACUUCCAUGAGGGUUGGCGCAAUCGCAUCCAAAAGAUCCUGAAGGGGGAAAUUCCGAAGGGCGACAAGACAGAAUACAAUCUCAAGAACUUGCAGAUGUUAAGGCGGGCAAUGCUAAAGACAAAGACUGACUGUUUCUCAUAACAAACUUUGUUUGAUUGAUGGAGCGCAUUUUUGUAUGUCCCGGUGUACCUCUAGCGUGUAGCCCUUCCGACAAUGUAUUGUAUGUUCCGGUGUACUUACUUCUACGCUGGAUGCAGAAUAAACUACGAAGGUUUAUAUAUUGUAAUUCGAUACCACUCUAAAACUAGCACUAGAAACACCGAACUUCCUCCGCGAGCAGAUCAUUCCGAAGCUGCGAGCCAUCGUGAAGCGGGUUUUGUACGAGCAAAUCGUCUUUGCGGAUGAGAUUGAUCCUUUUGCGCCAUUAGGAACGCCAGCAGCAGAGGGAACGUCCAUUGGCGAUUUGAAUGCGUAUCAAGACUAACUUAGUGUGCUGUAGCUUGACUGCUUCCGUUGGCUUGUGCAAUUGCGACAAGAGAAGUGAUGCUGCAAGAAAGCAGUAGAGAUUAGGUCAUGAUUGAUGACCUUGAAUUUAUAGUGAGUCGUGUAUUUUUUAGGCUUAGCCACUUCACUUAGCCACUUCACUGCAGUUGUAAUAUACCGAACACCCACGACCACAGGUCUUUCGAAUCCGGUAACGCAAUCAAAAACGACAAUCAGCAGAUGAUGGAUGAGAAGAUGAUCAUCGACUGGUUUAGACAACUCAUGGAUAUCGUCGUUCGUGUCACGGAAAAAGAGCAUCUUGCGCCUUUCUUGAUCAGCUUGAAGAGGCCACAGUACUUUUUAGAUUGAUUCCGGUAAUAUCUAUCUGCAUUUUGAUGUAGUGUUUCUUUCAGAAUAUACUAACCAUGCCUGAUUUUGUAGUGAAACUACUCUCCUGGUUACCCGCCCUAUCAUCUCCAGUUCCACAGCAUAAUCUCUGUCUCGUCAUGUGCAACCUCUAGUCCAUCUUCUGGUCUCCACUCACUACCACUUUCACAGGUUCAUCCAUUCCCUCUCAACGCUGGUCCGCAUCGCCGCUUAUGAAAAGCGUCUCAAGGAAGAGGAAUCGCAAAACCAGAAGGAGAUGGAUGUUCUCCUCGACCACAAGACCCAGAUCGAGGACCACUUCUUGCUCAUUAUCAAGGCGAACUCGAAUGAUGUAGAAGUCGCAAAGAACUUCGCAAUGCGGUAUCACCAGAACGUGAAGGUGUAUAUCCAGCAAGAAAUUCUGAAUCUGUGUGCGGAGAUCAGGGAGACGGUACUGGGAGAUAUGCCAGAUCCAGCCAAAGCGUACGAAAGGGCCUAUCAGCAGAGUUUCGGUGCUAGGAACUAUAUCGAAGUUUUGGAAUACGUUUUGGAUGUCAACGCCUACGUGGAAAAGCUGUUUUUGAUCAUGUUUGCGAGAAGAAAAGCUUAUGUGGUGGAUACGAAAGUAAUUUUUAGACAGAAGUUUGCUGAUUCUGAUAUUCGAAUUCGAUCUUGAUGCUCAUGCUAAUAAAUUCAUUGGUCAAGGAGCACGCGAUGAUCGUGCUGCAGCUUUUAUCGAUGAUGUCCGGGUCGUGAAGAUGCAUGUUGUUGGUCUGUUUCUAGCACACCUCCUAAUACAUAGAAGAAGAACAUCAAACCACAGGUCGCUUCCCUUCGCGAACGCGUUAGAACGAUUUACAAGCUGAUCUUAUCAAUCUGUGACCAGUGGGCCCAUACUGCAACUCGGGGACGCGCAAUUCCAGGUGGCAUCGCUGUGCCUCAACUCGUUGACGGUGUAGCCGUCACGAAUUCAGCCGCAGGCGCUCUUGCCGCUCUAGAUGCCGUUGCUGAUCAGCGACCUGGUUUGCUUGGUGCUGAUGGGGAAAAAGAGGAGAAGGGUGGCAGUUCCCUACGAGUAGACGAAGAUCGCGAUGGCGAACAUAAUGCUGCACAAAGCGAUAACUUUCAAGAUGCUAAUUCCAUUAUGGCUGAUGGUGAGGAAACCCGGACCCCCCGCGUAGCCUAAAUUUAUAACUUCAGAAUACGCUAAGAACACUAGACCACACCAGGAGGAGGAUGUUACUUUGCCUUCUUCGUGUGCAACAUCAACAAUUUUAGGUGGAAUAGCAGCUGUACUAGUAGUGCUCGCUCCAACAAUGGGAAUGUCAGGCGUCCCUCCCACCUUUCUAACCCCAGUGGCAUGCUGUCACCAUCCACUAAUACGCCUUUUACGACUGGAGCAGGUGGUGUGCUAGUUGGAACUGGCGGUUCGAGUAGUAGUUCCACAGGAUCCAAGCUGACUCUGAAGGAUCUCCGCGAAUUCAUCGCACAGACUGCCAUGGCUCAACAGCCAACGGCAGAGGACCUUCGAUUAAGGCGUACAACUGGUGUAAAAAGCAUUUACACUUGAUCAAGCAUUUAGUAAUAAUUUUAGACUUUGACCCCUUUUUGAAAGGGAACCGAGCAAAGAAAAUCAAUGGGGCAAAGAUGAGCUACUUCAAGGUGAAUUGCGUGCAGCUCUAAUUCGAAGGGAAGCCCAGGAUCCCGGUAAUGCGGAAUUUCUAGGAGAAAGCCGCAAUUGGAAACAAGAUAAUUUUUAAGGGUACUAGGUUAAAGGUGCUUUUGUUACCGCUUGUUAUGGCUCUACUCCUAACCCUAAGCGGGACAGCCAUAACAAGCGGGAGAACCCACGAACACCAAAAAGGGAUAAACGAACACCAAAAACCUACCUCUAAAAUUUGUUGAAAGCAUACAAGGUCGUAGUGGAUCGGAUUCCAGAGACUGCGGAAUUUCCUGUACGAGACGCCCAGAUUUUCUGCUCUGCAUUUCGACAGCAUCUGUUGCAAUUGCAAGAAAACUUGGAGGAGAAACUGGAUGCUAGACGAGGGAAUAUCGUCAAUCUUGACGAUUUGAAUCUGCAGAUGGCGGAUAAGGAUGCAAACAUCGUCUGCCAAGAAGCGCCGGCUGAGGAUCACGACAGGUCAAGCACAAAUAGCUGGAUCGAUGACCAAUUGCAGAAAGGGUUGCAAUUAAGGCUUGGUUGGCAUAUUGACAAGUAUAACUUAUUGAAAGUUCUUAUUGACUACACCAGUAUUUAACUCGGUAUUCCUCGUCGAUGCUGCAAGUGCAUUUGAUAUCAUCGAAAGCUGCAAGAUCAAUUUACCAAGCUUGUUCCUCGACUACGUUUGCUCCAAUUACAUCCUCUAAUCCCCGAGCAAUCGAAAACGGCAUGGGGCAUGAUCAAAGGCUGUUCCGCGCGAUGUCCACUGUGCGGAUCCAAGUGCGACCAAGUCGGAGAACAUGCUAGACACAGGUGCACGCAUCACUUGUUUCCAGCGUUUCACGGAUGGAUGGACCGGCAAAACGGUUACCCCAGUUUCCACUACUGUAAGUCGAAAGAAGCUUUCGAAGGUACCUAUCAGUGCAAUGAUGGCGAAUGGCGACCAUUGGAGGUGUUUCUUCGGGAAACGCACGAAGCCUGGCUCCCAUUCUGUGCGGAAGAGGAUCAGGGCAGUGUGAAAGACAUCUCUUUGCUGCAAUCAUUAUGGCUCCGCGUCGUUAGUAGAGUAACAGUAACCCCUCUCAAAAAAAUACUGAUACUAGCUACAUUUUUGAUAUGCGAGUGUGACGAGUUGUGCAGGUGUAUCUUCCCUAUGGUCGUGAGGUUGUCUCUAUUACACGUAAUGAACAAUACCAGAACAAAAUGCAUCUCAUUCCCAGAAAAGUUGUUGAGAUCCUGAAAAGAGAAUAUGAGACACUCCUCGUCCUCCUCUAACACCAGCCUGGACGAACUGCAAGAUUCCGUUGCUAGAAUACUUCAAGCCAAUGGUUGACGAAAUGCCUGCAGAGUGGAGCGCUUUCUACGAACCUGAUAGGGCGUUGCAGUUGGCGGAUCUGCGCAAAGCCAAGGACGUGAUUCGGAAAGUGCGGGAAAGGAGAUUCGUACCGGAAGAAUAUUACAAGAAUCUUAAGUAGGAGGGACAGAAGACAUCAGUGUAGGACAUAGUCUAGAUGUUGAUGAAUCAUUCAUGUCUAGAAAAUGGUGCUUUUGGGAGAUGAUAGAAGCGAUCUUCUUGCAGUAGAGAAAUUAACGACCAUUGAACAAAGUAUGUAAAAAUAUGGCUCCUUGCUGGGAGCUAUUUUUUAUGAGGCUAGGAGUGCUGCAACGCGACUGAUUGUUUGAUAAAUAUCCUUUUUUUUACAACUGAAAAUUAUCGUGGCAAAUGAUACGGGUAAAUAUAUGUCGUGUUGUCGUGUGCUAGUACAACUUUGAGCGGAAAGUUGCAUGCUGAGACGGGGGCGCUGCCUUCUUCUGCAUGAUGCCCAGGGCUAACUAAUAGAGUCAUAGACAUGUCGAGGUGUACUCAAAUCAUCCUAGAAUACAACGCUUCUCGUAGAUUGAAGGAACAGAAAGUGAGGGUUUUACAAUGAAAAGGCUAAAGUGAACAUUUCCUGAAACAGCGUCACAAAAUGAAGUGGAAAAAACUAGGAAUUAGAUAAGUAAAAGAAACACAGAAGUGAGAGUGUCGCCGCCAAGGGUCGCAGCUUCAAAUAUUAAGGUUUCCCGAACAGCGCACGGAUUUCUAAUAUUCGGCAGGUACUCUGCUCCCAGAAAUUGUGGGCCAAACUUCGGCCUCGUAGUCGAACCCCUGACGUUUAGCAUAAAAACUUAAACUUUUCAAUUGUAUUAAUUUACCUAGGCUUUGGAAUUUAUUGACUCGACGCCACUUUGUGCCUCUUCUGCUACCGGUAGCACGCUGUCGGCUGUUUGUGGUGCUGUUCUUCCUCUGUCGAGUAAUCUAUACCCGCGCGCGGUGUGAAGCCUUCGAGGUCUACAAGGAGCCCAAAAAUGACCGGGGCCAAAAAUCUGAACACUGGGCAGCUCUGGCCUGGUGGGUGUGUUUAUAGUUAACGGAAUCACAAGAACCAGGCAAAAAGCCCAAGAUAAACACAAGACUAACCCCGUUCGUUCUAUUUUUUCCUGCGGUAGUCGUCCACGGGGGCACUGGCUGGCGACUAACGCUCGAAAGUGCCGGGCUCUGUCUGGCUGUCCCUUCGUGACAAACUGCGAACGCCUUCGUGUUGCAUAAUUUUUAGGCCACUGGGCGAAAGAGGAGAGUCAGACGAAGGCGGAAGUGGCAACCUCGUGGGGAGAGGCGGCGGACGUGCUAAGCAAGUCGUCUCUUUGUAGGUCCAACAUCUAAGAACCAGAGCAAGCAAGCAGACUACGCCUAGCAAGAACAAUCAGAGUUAUUCGGCAAAGGAAUCACUACAUUUAUAGUGAUUGAUUCCAUUUCUAGUACAACAAAGACGAAGUUGUUUGUAAGAAUAAAGCUGCGAACUACAGUUAGCAAUCAAACAAGCAAGCUAACUCCAGUUCUUUUUGGAUUUUCUCUUUUUGGCUAAUAUUUUGUGAUGGAUAGUUACUCACCAUAGUUAGACCAUGACACCCCUCCGAGGAGCAAAUUAUAGUAGUUUUACAACUGGUCUAACUACAACAAAUCAAUGGGUUUCACAAUUAAAGGAGGACGCGACGACAAUCGUCAAACACCUCAUGACGAAUAAAAAGUAGGACUACAACAAUUUCUAGGAGGCCUUAUUUAGGAUAAUUUUUCGUCCCUUCUGCAUUAUUUUCAUGUCAUACAUAACUGAAAGUAACGCAUCAUGGUACGAACAUCAUUGAAAUGUUACCGCAACGCAUGGUCAUUGCCUCACUGCAAUAGGAGGCUCCAACUGGUCUCUGAUGUUUCAUGACGUCAUGACUGUUAAUACGACAAUACAGUAGCACGGCAUAUACGGGAACCCUCUAAAUCUGAGUUUGAUUCAUGUAGAGUCACCUGCCAAUCGUUUUGUUCAUAUUGUCGAUAAAGGGCUAGCUUGAAUAAACAUCGACUCGGAUGAC
Amoebophrya sp. A25 is the source of this 12487-nucleotide messenger RNA. The record is from the annotation of a GenBank genome assembly. Lineage: Eukaryota; Dinophyceae; Syndiniales; Amoebophryaceae.